AUGCCGAAAGACGCCGCCCCUGAAGUGAUGCCCGACAUGCGUAUUGCCACGCUGAACAGCGUGAGCGGCAAGGUCGCGGUGGUGACUGGAGGUGCCUCGGGCCUCGGCAAGAUGAUGUCCGCGGCGCUUGUGCAGAACGGCUGCCGAGUCUAUAUUGCCUCGCGCAAGUUUGACGAGCUGCAGCGUGCGGCGGACCAGCUGAACCAGGCCGCCCCGAAGGAGGGCCCGUGGGAGGCCGGUACCGCCUGCAUUCCCGUCCAGGCCGACCUUUCGUCCAAGGCCGGCUGCGAUGCGCUGGCCGACAACGUGAAGCAGCGCGAGCAGAACCUCGACAUUCUCAUCAACAACUCCGGCCUGACCUGGGGUGGCAAGCGCGACGACUUCCCCGAGCAAAAGGGCUGGGACAAGGUGUUUGACCUGAACGUCAAGAGCCAGUUCUACCUGACGGUGGCGCUCCUCCCGCUGCUCGAGAAGGAGAAGUCGAACACGCACCACGCGAGCGUGAUCAACAUUGCGUCGGUCGCUGCCUACUCGCCCGCGGCCUCGGGCCCGCUGUCCGAGCCCGGCACGGGAACCUACAGCUACCAGCCGUCCAAGGCGGCGUCGGUGCACCUUUCGCGCAUGCUCGCGCACGAGCUCGCGGACAAGUUUGUGCUGGUCAACUCGAUCUGCCCCGGCGUCUUCCCCAGCCGCAUGACCUCGUGGAGUCUCGGCGAGAACAAGGAGAUCCUCGAGGGGGUGCAGCCGACCGGCCGCAUCGGCACGCCGGAGGACAUUGGCGGCCUCGUGCUCUUCCUCGCGAGCCGCGCGGCCUCGCACAUCACCGGAGCUGCGAUCCCUAUCGACGGCGGCCAGAUGCUCCAGUUCGUUCCGCGCCUCUAA
Molecule: messenger RNA, 882 nt
Organism: Malassezia japonica
Lineage: Eukaryota; Fungi; Basidiomycota; Malasseziomycetes; Malasseziales; Malasseziaceae
Exons: 3
Coding region: 1-882 (293 amino acids)
Source: RefSeq, a predicted model, not a curated record